This is a messenger RNA of Hyphopichia burtonii NRRL Y-1933, 1155 nucleotides long. RefSeq lists its product as uncharacterized. The coding region runs from base 1 to 1155 and encodes 384 amino acids. The transcript has a single exon. Lineage: Eukaryota; Fungi; Ascomycota; Pichiomycetes; Serinales; Debaryomycetaceae. The record is from RefSeq and is a predicted model, not a curated record.
AUGAAUUCAUCAAUGAAUAUAGAGUUAUUUGAAAGUAGUAUGCUGGUUUGCGGCUCUUUUGAUGAAGGUUUUGUUGAGAAAAAUGUAAAUAUGGAGCAUAUAGAUCCAAUUCAGCUAUUAGUUCCUUUAAGUAGUGAAUCUUAUUCAUCUAGUUUUGACUGUGGUUCGGUGUUCAGUUCUGAAGAUUCUAGUGUGACUAGCGAUUUAGAUUCAGUUUGUUUUAGCCGCUCGAGACAUUCAUCUUUUGAUUUCAAAGAAUCUAAAAUUAAUUUCAACUAUAUUGAGUUUCCAGCCUCUGCCUCUUAUACUGAGCUGUUAUGUGAUAUGGACAUCGAGAAACUUUUAGCUGAUUUGCCUGAUUCUAAAUUUCCUCAAGGUUCUGCUGCUACCUUGAUUGUUUCAGAAGAGAAACAAUCGGUUUCUGCUAAUGCUGCUUGUGAAGAUACUAAUUCGAAUGGUAUUGUAUCUGUUGAAGUCUCUUUGACUAAGAUUUCCCGUGGUGGCAAAUUUGGAUUGACAAAUCCUGGGAUACCAAAGAAUAGUUCCGCUAGCUAUCCCACGUCGACCGAACUGGCUGGCCUAGGUAUUUUUUUCCCUAAAGUCGAAUACGAGAUGAAAGAUAACUCAGUACCAGUUUCGAUAUCAUUCGAACAACCAAUUAACCAAUUAAGACUAAUUGGAAUGUUCAAGAAAACAAAUUUCAAAAACUCAAUCAGUUUUAUUGAAAACCUUCAACCACUAUCGUUUUUACAAAAAGAUUCAAGAUUUCAAAGAAAAAAUUACAAAUUUGACCAUGAAUCAAAAGCACCUAUCAAGAAACCUAGUUCCAGAGCUAAUGUCUGCGAUUUAAGAAGUGGUUUAAACUUAUCAAAUUAUAGCCUUGCCUUAACCAAAUUAGUUGAAGAGCAAAUUCUCAGGCUUUUCGAACUCGUUUGUGAUUUUGAUAUCACCAAAAAUAGUUGGAGAAGACAUUUGAAAGCUGAUCAAAGAUCAGAUCUUUUGGUUCGCUUAUUCAAAUACACUUCUAUUUGGUUCCCUGAUUACGAUACGACAACGCUAGAUUUUGUUAUCUCACGGGCCUCAUACGCUAGAAAACAAGUUGCUUACAAGUCCAAAAAGAAAUUAAAUAAGCUAAAAUUCAAAAAUGAUUAUUAG